Molecule: messenger RNA, 1649 nt
Organism: Punica granatum (pomegranate)
Lineage: Eukaryota; Viridiplantae; Streptophyta; Magnoliopsida; Myrtales; Lythraceae
Source: RefSeq, a predicted model, not a curated record
GAAGCAGCAGCAGCAGCAAGAAGAAGAAGAAGGGAGUUCCGAGCUCGCGCACGAGCGAGCAGCAGAGCUCCUUCUUUCUCAGAGUCUGCUAUCGUCUGACACCAAAAUCAAGUAGGGUACAGUGCUCUCUCAGCCCAGUACGGUUCCGAUAAGCUCUGCACUGACGUCUGCUGCGGAAGUUUCCUCGCCCCGGAAUGGAAUGUCAGUGUCUUGUGGAAAUUGAGCGUGUGAGCGGGUGCUGAUUGCCGCGAGUCUCUGGGUUGUGGUCAGUAUGGGCAAAUGGAACCACCGUCACUCGCGUCGGAGGUACAAAUACAAUCCUCAGCGCUACAUGUACCAGGAGAACGCUUAUUACCCGGAGCUCGAUGGCCCUGACUCUGCUCUUCCUGAUAAUGUGCCUUCAUGGGAGAAGGAAUUCUGUGCAUCAAUUGGAUGUGUUCCAUGGCGGAAGUUACUUUUCACGAGGAAGUGUAUGUUUGGGCAUGAUAGUGUUCUCUACUGGGAUGAUUCUGCCGGUAAAGAAGCAUUCCAAAAUUGCAAGAACCGAUUCUGGGCGAAGAUCAAUGACCUUUCCUGCGAAAUCGCUCUGCCUGAUCCGGAUAUCUAUAUUGAGAAAGUAAAUUGGGAUUCACAUGUUGAUCCUGAACUAAUUAAGGAGAUCGAUACAGCAUACUUCAAUCCUGAACUUCACGAGGGAGCCGAGCAAAAGGAUUGCGAGUCUUCCGAUGAAAAUCCUUGGGACUGUAAAAGGAUCGAGAGUGGCGAGGACUUGAAGUGUGAAGCUUGGAGCUCUCUGCAGAGGACUACAAAUAUCAACGAGACGGGAGAUUCUCAUACGGAGGACAAUCCUUGGGAGCAAGGCUUUACAAGGGGAAGUGAACAGGUGAACUGGCAUCAUUGGAGAAGUCCACAUGUCGAUAAUUCUAAUAACGAUGCCAACCCCUGGGAAAAAGGGAAAAAUAAGCAAAGGGGAGAUCCUGAGCCCUACUCUCAGGGUUGGAACUCGAGAAAGUCGAAGAACUUAUAUACUGAUUAUGCUAAUCAAGGAGAAAGGGGCCCCAUUCAGGAGAGAAGAUUCUCAAAUGAGAGAAGGUGGAGGGAUCAGCCCAAAGAUGGUUGCAGAAAAAGGGAGAGUUUUCAUCAAGGUGGUCGGGGACAUGAAAGUUCGAGUUAUCGAGGAGAUGGUCGUCAGACUGGUCAUGAGUGGAGCCAGGGAAGGGCUAGCAAGAGGGUUAGUUUUGCUGGUUCGAGGUACUGACUGAAGGAUGGUGUCUUUUUUGUAGGUGGAAUACUACCAUAAAUACAUACUGUAUCAUAAAGUUUUUGAAGUGGAUGCAGAAAGCAGCGACUCAAGGAAACCAACAGUACACCAUCCAUCGUUUUUUGAUUCGUUUAUUACUUCUCAUAUGCAUCUCCCUAAGUUGUGAUGCUUAUGAGAACUAUUGCGAAAAGAUGUAUAAGCCGACGGAAGGGAAUCUCCACAUAUUGUUAGCAGACUGUUUACUGCUUUGAUUAUCUUCAAACGAAGAGAAUGCUUGUAUAGGUUUCUAUCUCUUGGUCACUCGUUUUGUUCCUCCAAAUACCUAUUCAUUCUUCUAAGAAUCUAUAUCUACAUUAUCCAUUUGUAGCCAAGUGCGGGAAUUUUCUCA